Molecule: messenger RNA, 3579 nt
Organism: Clupea harengus (Atlantic herring)
Lineage: Eukaryota; Metazoa; Chordata; Actinopteri; Clupeiformes; Clupeidae
Gene: cry3b
Product: cryptochrome circadian regulator 3b
Biological process (GO): entrainment of circadian clock by photoperiod; negative regulation of DNA-templated transcription; circadian regulation of gene expression
Cellular component (GO): cytoplasm; nucleus
Molecular function (GO): FAD binding; DNA binding
Source: RefSeq, a predicted model, not a curated record
AUUUACUUCAGAUCUAGAAAAUCUGUGUCUAUAUCGGUUGUGGUUAUAGGACAUUUGGGGCAUGCGCAGUAGUGAAACCCCUUAUGAAACCACGCUCGUUUGCCCUGGUUACAGUGUGUAGGCUAUACUGUGUUGAUCCUCUCAAAAAUUUAGGAACAGUGUGAUUAACAUCGUCGUGAAGACUACAGAACUCAGCUUGUCACUGGGAAUAAUACAGGACACCGGCUCUUAUUCAUAUGUUAAAGCCUGGGCCAUCAUGCCAAUAAACUCCAUCCACUGGUUCCGUAAGGGGUUACGUCUCCAUGAUAACCCAGCCCUGCUUGAGGCUGUGCAGGGGGCAGACACCCUGCGCUGUGUGUACUUUCUGGACCCCUGGUUUGCAGGCUCGUCCAGUGUUGGUGUCAACAGAUGGAGGUUCCUGCUGCAGUGUCUGGAGGAUCUGGACUCCAGCCUCCGCAAGCUGAACUCACGGUUGUUUGUCAUCCGUGGCCAGCCGGCCAACAUCUUUCCCCGCCUCUUCAAGGAGUGGAACAUCUCCCGGCUGACCUUCGAGUGUGACUCAGAGCCGUUUGGCAAGGAGAGGGAUGCGGCCAUCAAGAAGCUGGCGUCGGAAGCCGGUGUAGAAGUCACCGUCAAGACAGCACACACACUUUACAACCUGGACAAGAUCAUUGAGGUGAAUGGCGGUCAGCCUCCUCUUACCUACAAGCGCUUUCAGACUCUCGUUAGCACCAUGGACCCCCCCGAGGCCCCUCUGGAGCCGCUUUCCAAGGCUGUAAUGGGCAGCUGUAUCACGCCUGUGUCUGAAGACCACCGGGAGAAAUAUGGAGUCCCCCUGCUGGAGGAGCUAGGAUUUGACACAGAGGGAUUAUGUCCUGCUGUGUGGCCUGGCGGAGAGACUGAGGCUUUGAAUAGGAUAGAAAAGCAGUUUGGAAAGGACUCCUCCUCGGAGAUCUUUGAGAGGCCCAAGCUGAACUCCAUUCUGCUGAUGGCGAGUCCUCUUGGCCUGAGCCCAUACCUGCGCUUCGGCUGCCUGUCCUGCCGCCUCUUCUACUCCAAACUCACCGAGCUUUACAAGCAGAUGGAUAAAAAACCCAACUAUGACAAGCUGCUUUGGCGGGAGUUCUUCUACACAGCGGCCACCAACAACCCGCGCUUUGACAAGAUGGAAGGCAACCCUAUCUGCAUCCGCAUCCCCUGGGACAAGAACCCUGAGGCACUGGCCAAGUGGGCCGAGGCCAAGACCGGUUACCCCUGGAUUGACGCCAUCAUGACCCAGCUACGGCAAGAGGGCUGGAUCAACCACCUGUCCCGCCACGCUGUGGCUUGCUUUCUGACCAGAGGAGACCUGUGGAUCAGCUGGGAGGAGGGCAUGAAGGUCUUUGAGGAGCUGCUGCUGGACGCUGACUGGAGUAUGAAUGCAGGCAGCUGGAUGUGUCACUCCUGCAGCUCCUUCUUCCAGCAGUUCUUCCACUGCUACUGCCCAGUAGGCUUCGGCCGCCGCAUCGACCCCAAUGGGGACUUCAUUCGACGCUAUUUACCUGCCCUCGCCGAUUUCCCAGCCAAGUACAUCUAUGAUCCGUGGAACGCCCCGCCGGAUGUGCAGGCUGCGGCCAAGUGCGUUGUGGGAGUGGACUACCCAAAGCCCAUUGUGAACCAUGCUGAGGCCAGUCGCCUCAACAUUGAGAGGAUGAGGCAGAUCUACCAGCAGCUCUCCCGUUAUAGAGGCCUCAGCUUGCUGGCCGCUGUGCCAUCCAAUCAUGGCGAGGAUGUCAAUGUGAAUGGGAUCAGAGGCGUGGUGGUAGCGCCCUCGCCUGGCAAAAAGCGCCAUGGGAAUGGGCAUGGCAGCCACAGGGAGCACCGGUCUGGGGAGGAGCACGCUGGACCCAGUGGAGUGAAGCACCGCAGCGCUGGAGCUGGAGACUCUCUAAACUGUCGAGGGAUGCCCCACUCUGCCAAUGGAAGGGUUAGCAGACAGGGCCAGGGGAAUUGCACCCAUGAGUUUGUCAUGCCACAACAUCCAAGUCGAGUCAGUCGUGUGGGGAGUGGUGGCUCAGGGAAGAGACAGCGCGAGACAGAGCAGGAAGCCGGCAGUGACAAUGGAUUGUUGGCAUCAGCCCUUAAGGUCCAGCGGCACAGCAAGGAGAACAAUGCAGUUCAGCAGGAGGAAAGAUUGACCAACCCAUCAUGAGCAGUUCCAUGUAGAUACAGAUAUAUAAAUAUUGUGCUAUACUGUAUGUGCUAAAUAUAUAUUGUCUGAUUUGUAUUUAUUUUUUAAACAAAAAAAAAAACUCUUUCUCAAAUGAGAAAAAAAAAUCUUCCUAUCAAAACAAUAAGCUUGUUGUUAAAAAAAACUGUUGGACCCAAAGGUAGAUUUAAUUGCCAAGUUGAAUGUGCAAUUGGAUUAUUUUAAACCGUAUGAAUCAAUGAGAGGUUUUUAAUUUUGUACCCUUCUAUGAUGUAAGGCUUUCCAUGAACAGCUCUUUGUAGUAGUGUCUUACAUACUCGUCUGCUCCUCAGCACUUGAAGUGUUUGUUUUGGGGAUUAUGCUGAAUGUUGCCAACAGCCCUAGGAGCUUGUGUAAUCGAACUUUCACUGACAUUCACCAGCAAAUGACUUAUCGUGAAACCCACAAAAAGGGUUGGUUACCUGUCAGAGUAUCUCUAUCCUCAAAUUGCCGUUGUAUUCUUAUAGUCUGUUAUUAAAUAAUGGAUUUUAUUUAUGUUAUUUUGUUUAUUUUACCAGUACCAGCACUGUUUUUUCUCUAAGAGCAAAUAUACCUCUAUUCAAGAGUUCUGUACCCCUGCUUUCUCCAUGGUUAGAAUGCAAAGGAUGAUGGGAAUGCUGCAUGCAGCUUUUGUUUUAACACCAGUAGCUCCUUAUCCAUUGCUGUGUAGGCUGUGUGGAGGGGCAAUUGCCUGUGUGCUAUGACCGCAUAGCUGUACAUACAUGCUGGGUUGGUCCUCUGCAAACUGUUUACAUCAGGGUCGAAAGACUGGUAUCAUGGAUUGCCUACAGAGUGUCACCCAUACAUUCACUCUGGUUUCCUCUCCCGAGUCAUUUUGUUUUCCUCAUGCAGUCUACGUACAUGCCUGUUUGGCAAUCUGUCUUGAUUGUGGCAUGACCACAUGGAUGACUUGCUCUGUCACCUUCUGUGGGAGAGCAAACUAUAUUAAAUCAUCCUCAGUCUUCCAUAGUGUCCAUCACAACAUCUAUAAGAACUUGUCUGAAGUAUCCCCCAGGAGAAAGCACAGCUUUAAUUCCAGUUGGAGACUGUGACGUUUGGCAGUAGUGCUACCAAAAAUGCAUUUUGCCUCAUGUUUCUGGAGUUGUCCUGGAUCCCUCAAAAAGUUUUAGUCAUGUUUUACUCCUAUGUUCUUCAUUUAGCUGUAUACAACAGUUGAUGAGUUGAAAGCUGUACAUUGUUGCUGUCAUUUUUCUACUGAAAUUUCAUAUUCCCUUUUCUUUUUUUGUUUCUAUUGUAAAUAUUUGUAUAAAAAUGCAGUAUUAAAAAGCUUUAGUUUGUGUAUAUUGUACCACAUUAGACAACAAAUAAAAUGGUUGCAAAUUACAUUUCAA